AUGUCCGGAAGAGGAAAGGUCUACUUGGCCGCCGUUCUUGAGUGCCUCGCUGCUGAAGUUCUCGAAUUGGCUGGAAACGCUGCCCGUGACAACAAGAAGACCCGUAUCGCCCCAAGACAUCUACAACUCGCCGUCCGUAACGACGAAGAGCUCAACAAGCUGUUGGCUGGAGUCACCAUCGCUGUUCUUCUCCCAAAGAAGACUGGAGGAGAUAAGGAAUAA
Molecule: messenger RNA, 222 nt
Organism: Caenorhabditis briggsae
Lineage: Eukaryota; Metazoa; Nematoda; Chromadorea; Rhabditida; Rhabditidae
Exons: 1
Coding region: 1-222 (73 amino acids)
Cellular component (GO): nucleosome
Molecular function (GO): DNA binding; protein heterodimerization activity; structural constituent of chromatin
Source: RefSeq, a predicted model, not a curated record